Messenger RNA from Pomacea canaliculata, 1893 nucleotides. Its product is annotated as GATA zinc finger domain-containing protein 4-like. NCBI's taxonomy places the organism in Eukaryota, Metazoa, Mollusca, Gastropoda, Architaenioglossa, Ampullariidae. The record is from RefSeq and is a predicted model, not a curated record. The coding region runs from base 829 to 1755 and encodes 308 amino acids. The transcript is spliced from 6 exons.
UAUGCUCACAUUAAGAACUAUUCUGUAUAUUUCCUAAGGACAAGAACUUGUAUCUCUGAGGCAGUUCCUUGAAAGAUGUCUUGAAUUUCCUGGGACCUGUCUAAAAUUGCGGCAAGGAAAAAUCGUUGGCAAAAUUUGUCAUGGCAAUAACAGACCAUGACAACCUCAGGUCAACUGAUAAAAUGGUCAUGUCAGUUGUUUUACCAUGACUGUGUUUUGAAUCUUUUAAUAUCACGGUUUACACUGCUUUUGAAGAACUUUGAAAGAUAAAGAAUACGCAUAAAAAGGGGAUACAACACUUGAAUAUGCAGAAUACGACAUUACUAAUUACAGUCAUACAUAUCUCUGAAUAAAUACUGUUUCAUAGCCGAUGUCAGUCUGAGGUUGCAUUACUUAAUGGAAGUACACAGAAGAGACUUCUUUUCACAACUAAUUUCUGAUAUCUAGAGAAUAUACAGCAAUCCGGAAGUGCGGGGAUUGUCUCGUACGACACUGUCCAUAAUCAUUCGUCUGAAGCACCUGCAGCUAAAUGUACUGAGGAUUUACCACACGUCGUUAGUGAGACAUUUUAUUUAGCGUGUACCUUCAGUGCAGGUGAUGAAAGGUAAGGGAAGUGACAUGUAGGUGGGAGAGGGUUGGAAACUGUGCACAGGGUUUCGCGCAUGGAACUUCUAUGCAGCUCAAGACGAUAAAUGUUACAACAGUGAAGGUGUUUCAGCCUCACCUGUGCCACAUGAACCACCAGGUGCAGCACACGACGAUGUGUUUCGGUGGUAUAAAGGUCGCCAGUCCUUCAUUCCUGACAUCUGCACCAGGACUACCUUCAACAUGGCGACACUCAGACAGAUCUUGGUGGUGGUGCUCGCCGCUGUCGCUCUCGCCGACGGUUUUGUUGUUCGCAAGCCAGAGAAUGUGCACCGAGAAAGGCGAUCAGGUAAGGCAGGACGUAGUAGAGCUUUAAGUACAACGUCUGCUACCCAGCAAGCCUACACAGUUACUUCCAUUUCAAACCAAGAAGCUACUACACAGUAUCCGUCUUAUGAUACAACAUACGGCUAUGGCACAAGCAGCUAUCCCUGGAAUUACGAGACUCUACUGGCGGGUAUCCCUGGCAAGAUUCUACAGCCUAUAGUCCCUACCAAACAACUGACUACGACUAUUCAAAUAGCUACUACAGUACCAUUCAGUCCCUACCAAACAACUGACUACGACUAUUCAAAUAGCUACUACAGUACCAUCAGUCCCUACCAGACAUCUAACUCCAAAAAUUGGAAUAAUUACUACACAACUAACAGUCCCUACCAAACAUCUAACUCCGAAAAUUGGAAUAAUUACUACACAACCAACAGUCCCUACCAAACAUCUAACUCCGACAAUUGGAAUAAUUACUACACAACCAACAGUCCCUACCAAACAUCUAACUCCGACAAUUGGAAUAAUUACUACACAACCAACAGUCCUUGGCGCUACGAAACACCAUACAAUGAUUGGAACUACUACUACACAACCUACAGCCCCUGGAACUAUGAAAACACUUACCCCUGGAACCGCUGGAAUCGUUAUGACUACUGGACAACACAGUCUCCUAACCGCUACAACCAGGAAGGUCUUUUGGAAGCCCUCGCCGUCGAUGUGGUUGCGGAGGCUCGGGAGGUGGUGAGCGGCGCCGAGGAGACCCUCGAGAAGGCAAACGACCUCGAGGACGCCGUGUUUCGUGCAAAUGGCGAGGAAGGACCUCGCGUUUACCUAUUUUAAACCCCGAAAUCCACAUGCCUACAGUCCAUAGCCUUUCAUUACAGAUGCUAAUUGGGUGUUGACAAUAUUCAACAAGCAACUGCGAAAAAAGAUCCCAAGCUAAAUAAAGUAGAUUCUUUAGAGUAAUGAAUUCUGGCC